Molecule: messenger RNA, 1716 nt
Organism: Trichomycterus rosablanca
Lineage: Eukaryota; Metazoa; Chordata; Actinopteri; Siluriformes; Trichomycteridae
Gene: ikzf2
Product: IKAROS family zinc finger 2
Exons: 8
Coding region: 1-1716 (571 amino acids)
Biological process (GO): regulation of transcription by RNA polymerase II
Molecular function (GO): RNA polymerase II cis-regulatory region sequence-specific DNA binding; DNA-binding transcription factor activity
Source: RefSeq, a predicted model, not a curated record
AUGGUGCAUGUUCUGCAAGCUACAGGGCGGAUGAAGCAGCCAGAAGUCGCCCAUGUGGGCACGGCAAACACGGUUGGUAUCCACGGUGACUUCGGCUGCCCAAAACUGUCCGUCCCGCACCCGUGCCGUCUGUGCCAGCGUGGAACCGCGUCUUCCAAAGAGCAUCCCGACACACAAGGGUCGACACGAGUCCGACAGGGAUUAAAAGCCAGAGGAUCCGUCAUGACGAUAGUGGCACACCUGACCAAAAGUAACGGCGAGCGCUCUCCCAGGAAGGAGAUCAGUAGAAUGCAGGUCGACCUGUCGCUCCACACACACAACGGGCAGCGCUCCCAAAGUCCCGCAUCUCCUACAGUACAUAAGAUCAAGCAGGAGGAGGGAACGGACGAGGACGCCGAGCGGAGGGUCGCUGCUCAGGAUGAGACGGUCCACAGCGGUGAGGAAGGGUCCGGACUGGAGGAGCCCAUGAUCGACAGUCCGAACAAUCAGCAGGAUGUGGGAUCGGCGGCGGAGGGAGCGGCGGACGCUGCGAUGCGGUUACCUAACGGCGAUCGUCCAUUCCAGUGUAACCAGUGCAGCGUCACCUUCACCCAGAAGGGGAACCUGCUGAGACACAUCAAGCUGCACACGGGUGAAAAGCCCUUCAAAUGCCCCUUUUGCAACUACGCCUGCCGCCGGCGCGACGCCCUCUCGGGGCACCUACGUACCCACUCGGUGGGUAAACCACACAAGUGUAACUACUGUGGGCGGAGCUACAAGCAGCGCACCUCAUUGGAGGAGCACAAAGAGAGGUGCCAUAAUUACCUACAGAGCGUCGGCAUGGGCGCCGUCUCCAACGCUGGUCCAUACACAGCAGAGGUUCCUAAAGAGCAGCGCCCCCUGGCGGACAUACCCUGCAUGGUGCCCUUCGAACGGCCGCCCGUCAUCGAGAGACUCCAAGCCAGCGUGGCCAAGAGGAAGAGCACCACUCCUCAAAAGUUUGUGGGAGAGAAGAUGAUGCGCUUCUCCUACCCCGAGCUGAACUACGACGUGAGUCUGAAGUACGAGAAGGAAGCCGAGAUGAUCCAGGCUCACAUGAUCGACCAGGCUCUCAGCAACGCCAUCACCUACAUGGGUGGCGAAUCCCUGCGCCCCAUCGUGACCCACCCGUCCCUCGCCAUGCCCGAAGUGGUGCCCAUGGUCAACCCGCUCUUCCAUUCCGUCUAUCCCCUGGGUCCUCGUCUGAACCGCCCGAGCAGCCGUGAUUCCCUCCACCUGCCCCACCUUCCGCCCCAGCAGGCCGAAUUCUCCGUCCACACCAACGGCGCCGUCUCCCUGGUGCGCCCCAAGAACCCGCACGUGGGGAUGCGGGGCGAGGGCCAGAACGGGCGCGGGAACCGCUCGCCCAGCAACAGCGGCCAGGAAUCGGCCGACUCCACCCGGAGCAGCCCGCGAGACAAACCGCCCCACGGGUCCGGACCCGGCUCCAGGCCGGAGGGGGCGCGUCCGCCCGGCGUCAGGGACGAGAUCCGGGUGUUCGGCCACGAAGGGAACGAGGUGCGGGUGUUCCAGUGCGAGCACUGCCGCGUGAUCUUCCUGGACCACGUGAUGUACACCAUCCACAUGGGUUGCCACGGUUACAGAGACCCGCUGGAGUGCAACAUCUGCGGGCACUGCUGUAAAGACCGCUACGAGUUCUCCUCACACAUCGUCCGCGGGGUGCACACGUUCCGCUGA